This is a messenger RNA of Panonychus citri (citrus red mite), 1343 nucleotides long. It is a transcript of the gene alc, whose product is annotated as 5'-AMP-activated protein kinase subunit beta-1-like. Gene Ontology annotation, cellular component: cytoplasm; nucleotide-activated protein kinase complex; nucleus. Lineage: Eukaryota; Metazoa; Arthropoda; Arachnida; Trombidiformes; Tetranychidae. The coding region runs from base 175 to 1062 and encodes 295 amino acids. The record is from RefSeq and is a predicted model, not a curated record. Gene Ontology annotation, biological process: signal transduction. Gene Ontology annotation, molecular function: protein kinase binding. The transcript is spliced from 4 exons.
UUUGAUUUUAUCGUUAAUUUAAUGAGUGUUUUUUUCUGGUCUCACCGCCGUUAAUUGUUUUGUCGUUUAUUCAUUUUCUUCUGGUUUUUACUUGUGUUUUAUUAUUUAUCGUUAAUGCUUGGCCAAAAUUGGAGAUAUUUAAAUUUGUUCUGUUGAUUUCAUUUUAAUCGUUCAAUGGGUAACACGAAUACAUCUCAGGUUAAACGAGACCGUAACUACUUUUAUACCAUUGAUGGUGUUAAUCAUCCUCAUCGAGAUAUCUCAUCAUCUCCUCGAGCCGAUGAUUCUAAAUCAUUUGAUUUUGUCGGUGGUGGACGGAAAAAACCCUUAUUGUAUCAAUCAUCAACCGACUACAGUGUAGAUGAUGGUUAUGAUGAAUAUAAGAUUCGACCUCGUACAUCUACUAUAAGUCAAGGAACCUCAAUUGAUGGAAAUGCUUUACCUACGGUAUUCAAAUGGGAAGGAGGAGGUAAAGAAGUCCUCAUUUCAGGGACGUUUAGUGAUUGGAAACCAAUUAAAAUGGUCCAUAGUCAUGGUAAUUUCAUCGCCAUUGUUGAUGUGCCUGAGGGUGUUCAUCAUUACAAAUUUAUUGUGGAUGGUAAUGAGACCGUAAAUACAAAUGCAACCUUGGAUGAAGAGAAAACCAAGAAUGUUAUUAAUGUAAAAAAAAGCGAUUUCGAAGUUUUCGAAGCCCUUGCAAUGGAUCUGGCAGCGAAUAAUAACAGCAAUCAAUUAAGUGGAUCUCCACCAGGCUCAUAUUCUCAAGAGUUUCCUUCCUCCAUGCAACCCAAACCUGCUGCCGGUGGAAGCUCAAGAAAUAACAGCGGAGGAUCAAGCGGCAAUCAAGGUGCUGGUCCACCAAUUUUACCUCCCCACCUUCUUCAAGUGAUGCUUAACAAUCCGACCUUGACCACCAGUGACCCAACCUUUUUACCACAACCUAAUCAUGUCAUGUUGAAUCAUCUUUAUGCUCUGUCCAUUAAAGACGGAGUCAUGGUGCUUUCCUGUACCAAUAGAUACAGAAGGAAAUACGUUACGACCCUUUUGUAUAAACCAAUAUAAGAAGAAGGAAAAAAAAAAGAUAAUCGAUCGACUCAACUUCCAGAAAAAAAGACCUCAGAUAUUAAUCGACUCUUUUUUUUAUCUGUCUACUAACAAUUAAAGUUAAUUGUAAGUUAACUUUAUUACUUUGUUAGUUGAUUAUUGCCUUGAAUUGGCAUACUAACAAUUAUUAUUAUUUACCAUUCGAUUGAUAGUUAUACCAACAGAGACAAAUGGUAAAUUGAAAAACCCACAGAAUUAUUAUAAUAUGUUAAUCAAUUUGAUUAAAAAAUUAAAUGAGA